Austrofundulus limnaeus is the source of this 4488-nucleotide messenger RNA. It is a transcript of the gene fstl5, whose product is annotated as follistatin-like 5. The transcript has 16 exons. The record is from RefSeq and is a predicted model, not a curated record. Gene Ontology annotation, cellular component: extracellular region. Lineage: Eukaryota; Metazoa; Chordata; Actinopteri; Cyprinodontiformes; Rivulidae. Gene Ontology annotation, biological process: multicellular organism development; cell differentiation; regulation of BMP signaling pathway. Gene Ontology annotation, molecular function: protein binding; calcium ion binding. Bases 441 to 2987 code for a protein of 848 amino acids.
CCCCCCUCCCCUCCCCUCCCCUGGUUGGUCGUAUGUAAAUCCGGCCGGGACCGAGGCAGCAGCGGGUGAGGUUGGGGCUGGUGGCUCCUGCCUCGGUGGCGCACACACGAGGUGAGAUCUCUGCGCAGCUCGGAGCUGUCCCCUCCGCCGCGGUGCUGAACUGCUCUCCAACCCGGCCUCCUGCGUCCUCCUCUCCGGCGGGCUCCGCUGCACAGUCGCGUUACUGUAUUUAUUAUUGGUUUGUUUGUUUCGGGGAAAGGAUUUACCAGCAAACUUCUCUCCGUCCACACCGGGGAUUACACCGGACCGCGCGUGGAUCUGCCCGGAAUCGAGCGCGAAGCUCAUCUUUCAUUGAGUUAAGAAGUGUUGCUCCGACCAGCUCACUUCUGUUUGGAUUAUUCUCCUGGACGUUUAACAUCUGAAUUCACAGGGAAGGACCAAUGACGACAGCUCGAUGGUGGCCGGUCGCCUUCCUGCUGUUGGGGCUUGGCGUGCUCGGCGCCAGUGGGAGACCAAACAAGGAGGGGUUUGGGUCACCCCCAUAUCGACCAGUSAUGAAAUUCCGACACAAGGACGUCAUCCCUGAAAGUUUGAGAAUAAAGGAUUACUUGGGACAUCCCGGUUACCCUGGUCCAUGUGAACACAARUACUGUGGCUUGGGACGCCAUUGUGUGGUCGACCAUGGGAUGGACCAAGGGGAGUGCAGGUGCUUGGAUCACUGCAAACCACACUAUAAACCCGUGUGUGGUUCCGAUGGGAAGCUGUAUCAGAACCACUGUGAGCUCCACCGGGCCUCCUGCCUCAGCGGACACAGGAUUACCAUCAUGCACAGCGAGGAGUGCUUCUACAAAGGUGAUGACUGCAGAUUAAAUGAAUACCGUCGGCUGAAAACCAAGAUUUUGGAUUUGCAUGACAAGCGAUACAUGGGCGCCACCUUCCAUGGCACUCACAGGGACAGCAUGGCUGCUAAGAAGCAACUGGUGGAUUCAAUGUUCAAACGCUUCGACGCAGAUAACAGUGGACAAAUCGAUGCCAGCGAGCUCUCACAGGUCAUCAAGCAUGAAGGUUUUUCCAAGGAUAUCUCAGACUGCACGCUGUUCGACCUGCUGAAGUACAACGACGUSAACGACGACGAGCAUCUGACAAAGGAAGAGUUUUACACAGCCUUUGAUGUGUACCUGCUCAACCUUCCAGAGGAUCAGAAAGUCAGCAUCACCACCAUGACAGUCGGUCAGAGUGCGGUUUUGACUUGCUCCAUCACAGGGGAGCGGAGGCCUCCUAUUUUAUGGAAGAGAAACAAUCAAUAUCUGAACUCCCUGAACCUGGAAGACAUCAAUGAUUUUGGGGAUGAUGGCUCGUUGUACAUCACCAAGGUGACCACCACCCACAUGGGCAACUACACCUGCCAUGRUGACGGAUAUGAAAAACUCUUUCAGACGCACAUUCUUCAAGUAAACGUUCCGCCAGUCAUCCGAGUUCAUCCAGAGAGCCAAGCCAGGGAGCCGGGUGUGACCGCCAGCCUGCGCUGCCAUGCUGAGGGCAUCCCCAGUCCACAGCUGUCCUGGCUCAAGAAUGGCAUGGACAUUAAAAGCAAGCUGUCCAAACAACUCACCCUGCAAGCUAAUGGAAGUGAGGUGCACAUCAGCAACGUGCACUUUGAAGACACUGGGGCUUAUACCUGCAUCGCCAGAAAUGAGGCCGGUGUAGACGAGGACAUCUCGUCCCUGUUUGUGGAGGACUCGGCACGCAAAACCUUGGCAAACAUCUUGUGGCGUGAAGAAGGUCUUGGCAUCGGAAACAUGUUUUACGUGUUUUACGAAGAUGGGAUUAAAGUCAUUCAGCCCGUGGCGUGUGAGAUACAACGACACAUAAAGCCCAGCGAGAAGCUUCUGUCUCUCCAGGAGGUGGUGUGCCCCACCUCACCUGGAGAGACGGUUCAGAGGUGUGUGUGGUCAUCAGCUGUCAACAUCAAGGACAAAUUUAUUUAUGUGACACAGCCGACCUUGGACCGAGUGCUCAUCGUUGACAUCCAGUCUCAGAAAGCUGUUCAGACGGUCAGCACCGACCCUUAUCCUGUGAAGCUCCACUAUGACAAAUCCCARGACCAGGUCUGGGUGCUCAGCUGGGGCGACAUGGAGAAGAACUUCCCCACCCUGCAGGUGAUCCAUCAAGCCGGCGGAAGAGUCUCCCAUCACACCGUUCACACACAGCCGGUGGGCCGGCACUUCGACAGGGUGGAGGACUUCUUCAUCCCCACCUCCAGCCUCAUCAUUAACCAUGUCAGAUUUGGUCUCAUCCUUCAUCGAAAUGAACCUGUCCUCUACAAGAUCAACCUGGAGACCAUGUCUUACGUCAAAAACAUCAGUUUAUGGGAAUUUAACUGCAUUCCUAAGUCUGUAGCGUACACUCAUCUCGGUGGCUACUACUUCAUCGACUGCAAGCCGGACUCCACCGGCGCCUCGCAGCCCCAGCUCAUCUUAGACGAUGUUACGGACAGCGUGAUAGGGGAGAACGGCGACGUCACCGGCACGCCCUACGUGUCUCCAGACGGCCYCUAUCUGGUCACGGUGGACGACGACGAUGGCCUGAUGAGGAUCCAGACCAUCUCUGACCGGGGCAAAGUCCAGGAGCCCUUCGACAUCCACACCAACCUGCACCUGUCCGACCUGGCUUUCCAGCGCUCCUUCACGGAGAUCCACCAGUACAACGUGUUCGGCAGCUCGGGRCGUCAAACGGACGCGCUGUUUGUGGAGCUCAGCACCGGCAAAGUCAAGAUGAUCAAGAGCUUYAAAGAAGCCAUCAAGCCGUUCGACUGGCCAUGGAGCAGCAGGAACAGGGUUGUGGCGAGCAGCGGACUUUUUGGACAGUACCUCACGACGCCGUCCAGGGAGUCCCUCUUCAUCCUGGACGGACGGCUCAACAAGCUCAACUGUGAGAUCACAGACGUCCUCAAAGGCAAUGUGGUGGUUUGGGUUGGGGAUUCUUAGGUCAGGAGAUCAAGACCCAAUGAGCUUUGUUUUCCUUCAAAAAAGGUACUGUUGCACUAAAUUCUGUUGCAGGUUGUUUAAUUUUGUGAGAGCAAGAUAGCAAAAACCACAGACAAGAAACCAAAUUGAUUUGUUAGUUCGCUGAAUGAUAAAUGUCCUUGAUUUAAACUUUAAAAUGUGAGGGCAUAACUUAAAAACACCAUUUCUGAAAUAGUCUUACCAGGUUGUUUCCCUGACUUGCUUGGKAGUAGCAGUUUUUCAGGAAAUUGGUUUGAAUUUGUAAAUGUAUGCAUUGUGUGGGAACACUAGAUCUGACUUAAAACUGCAGCAAAUCGACAAAAACCUAUCUACGUAGUGCACUGUAUAUAAGUAUAUGGCCGGACUGAGUCUCGCGAUCAAAGUUCACCCAUCCCCAACURUUUGUUUCCCCCCGUGCCUUCAAGGAAAACCCCUCUAUCUGAAGAAUAAGCAUAAUUAUUCCCGGCGCACCUCUUUCUUUGACCCCCUCCAUUCAUGGUGAGCAUAGUUCCUCACGAAUGUGCUGCUCUCUUCUGUCCGUCCGUCGCAGCCGACUCGGUCUAAUUAAAACGAGCCCGUGCUGUGAUCUCAUCCUGUUUGAAGUGGAGACUGAGUGCUUCAUUAUGGUUGUGCGCUCCCGUCACCUUUGAUCCAAAAUUAUAACCAGCUCUGGAAGGUUUUAAAUGUAGAUUUUUUGUUUUGUUUUGUUUUUCUUUAGCAGAAAAGCCAGUUUGUGAUGAUAGUUAUGUUGUGCCGGCUUUAUUUACUAAAUUAAAAGUGUUCCAAAACAUUUCUUGUCAAUGGAUCUGAAGGAAAUCUGGUAAAACUUUAAAAAACAAAUCCCUGGACCAAACGACGACUCCUGUCGCUCAGUUUUGUAAACGCGCUUCAAGUGGGCGUUUUAAAUGUGAAGUAAUGAGGGGCUCGCACACUUGGCGRUGGGGUUGUGUAGUUGUUGUUCUGUGCAGAAAGUUGCUGAGCUUGAAUGCGAGAAGCAGCUCUUUCUAAAUGCUUCUACGGUAGAUUUGUAGCUCGAAAGACAUGGAAACUGUUUCCUGUUGGUCUCAUUUCUAUGCAUUUUUACCCACCGACUCCAGAUCACGACAGGCAGCUGGAUCUCCAGUUUAGUUUCAAGUUAUUCCGUCUUUCCUGUCGCAACUUUCUAACGUCAUUUGUUGUUUUCCACCUUUAAACRCGACGGUACUGCUGAUGAUGAAAUCUGACCUGUACAUAGCUGCUGAAAGUGGGUUCGUUCGUUUCUCGUCAACGUGCACACGCCGUUCAUUUUCUGACCACGCACUCCUUUUUAAGAAAGAAAAAACACACAACGGUCAUUUAGCUUCAUCCUGUACCUGAGCACAUUGUGAUCACAGCUUUCAGCUUCAUAUAUCCAUUUCCUGUAUGUUACUUUACGUGAUUGUUAUUUAUAUAGAGACAUUGCGCUUGUCAUUUUACUCAACAAUAAAAAAACUGAAAAGAAAAA